AUGUCCGACAUCGAAACCGCCGCCGCAAUUCAACUACUCGUCCGACGAAUCCUUCCCGAAUCACUGCGCGUAUCAGUGAAAAAAGCGAGAGCCGAAUUGACGGAAAAGCAGAAACGGGCGGCGCUUUCGCUGAAAUAUCAGAAGGAAAUCGAAAAGAUGACGGAGAGCAAGCAGAAAAUCGAUAAAUUCCGGAAAAUCACCGAACAAUUCGAUCGCGACGUGCGGAUUGCACAGGCGGCGCUGGAGUUCCUUUUGGCGAUCGCAGAGCAGAAAGGAAUCGAUUUGGAGAACACGUGGCACUCGAAAUUCCAGCACUACCGCCGCCGGAUUCCAACGCUUCAAAACAGCAAGAACUCGUCAAAAAUAAUAAUUUUUAUCCUCAUAAUCAUCAUAAUUGCCUAUUUUUUCUACUAA
Caenorhabditis remanei is the source of this 414-nucleotide messenger RNA. RefSeq lists its product as uncharacterized. Lineage: Eukaryota; Metazoa; Nematoda; Chromadorea; Rhabditida; Rhabditidae. The coding region runs from base 1 to 414 and encodes 137 amino acids. The transcript has 2 exons. The record is from RefSeq and is a predicted model, not a curated record.